Pistacia vera is the source of this 2766-nucleotide messenger RNA. RefSeq names its product probable LRR receptor-like serine/threonine-protein kinase At3g47570. Lineage: Eukaryota; Viridiplantae; Streptophyta; Magnoliopsida; Sapindales; Anacardiaceae. The record is from RefSeq and is a predicted model, not a curated record. Gene Ontology annotation, biological process: protein phosphorylation. Gene Ontology annotation, molecular function: protein kinase activity; protein binding; ATP binding.
AUGGAGGUGGUCGUCGUUUUGAAGACGCGGUUGACUGCUGGUGGUCGUGCAUUGGAAUGCGCAGCUGGCUGGUGGUGGUCUGUUAGAAGGCGCGGCUGCCUGCUAUCUUAUGGUUCAGUUGCUUCUGCCAGUUCUGUGCUCAAAGGCAAUGAAACUGAUAGACUUGCACUUCUUGAAUUCAAGGCUAAAGUAACUCAUGAUCCUCUUCAGGUUUUGAGCUCAUGGAAUGAUUCCAAUCACUUUUGCCAAUGGGAGGGUGUUACAUGCAGUCGGCGUCACCAAAGGGUGACCAGAUUGCUUUUUUCUCGUUCAAAAUUGCAGGGGUCUCUAUUACCAUCUAUUGGAAAUCUAAGUUUUCUUAGAGUUUUGGAUCUCAGAAAUAAUGACUUCCGCGGUGAAAUCCCUCACGAGAUUAGUCAUUUGUUCAGGUUACAGUUUUUAGGCCUGGAAAACAAUUCAAUUGGAGGGGAAAUUCCUAGCAACUUAUCGGCUUGUGUCAACCUUGAAUGGUUUACUGUUGGCAAUAAUAAGAUGGUAGGGAAAGUUCCAGGGGAGCUUGGCUCUUUGGCAAAGCUCCGUGGACUCUAUGUACUUCGCAACAAUCUGUCAGGAGAAGUGCCACCUUCCUUCGGAAAUUUGUCAUCCCUUGAGAUACUUUCGGGCUCAAUGAAUCAAUUUGAAGGAAGAAUUCCAGCAACACUUGGUCGGUUGAAUAGGGUUCGACUUAUUGGAUUAGGAAGCAAUAAGCUAUCAGGUAUGAUUCCUCCCUCAAUUUAUAACAUAUCUUCGCUUGUGAAAAUUGGAUUUGAGGAGAACCAGCUUAAUGGGAGUCUUCCCUUAGACUUUGGCUUCAAUCUUCCUAACCUUGAAGUGCUAAGUUUUACUGAUAACCAAUUGACGGGACCCAUUCCUCCUUCAAUAUCCAAUGCCUCAAAUCUAAUGGGACUUCUGAUUCCACUAAAUAGAUUUAGUGGAACGGUGCCUACUUUGGAGAACCUACAUAAACUACACGUGGUUAGUAUUUCUCUGAAUGAAUUAGGAUAUGGGAAAGAAGAUGACUUGAAGUUUCUCAAUUCUUUGCAAAAUGCUACGAGCUUAGAGAUACUGGCUAUUAGUGAUAACAGAUUUGGAGGUAUGUUGCCAGAAGUUAUAGGAAAUUUGUCAACCCAACUCAGAAUCCUAUCAGUUACGAAAAAUCAGAUGUUUGGAAGCAUCCCAACGGGAAUAACAAAUCUUGUUAACUUGGAUACAUUACAACUAGGGAUGAACCGAUUCACGGGCCAUAUUCCCAGCAGUAUUGGGAACCUACAUAAGCUACAAGAUUUGCAAUUCCAUGGGAAUAGGUUCUCGGGGAAAAUUCCAUCUUCCCUUGGUAAUCUAACAUUGUUAAGUGAGCUAACCAUGGAGAGAAACAACUUACAGGGGACCAUUCCAUCAAGCCUUGGGAGAUGCACAAAUUUAGUAGUAUUAGAUCUAGCUGAUAACAAUCUAAGUGGUACCAUACCCCCUGAAGUAACUGAUCUCUCAUCCUUGUCAAUUACUCUUGAUCUGUCUCGAAACCAAUUGACUGGUUCUCUACCCUUAAAUGUUGGUAACCUUACAAAUUUGGGUUUUCUAGCUAUAUCUGAGAAUAAAUUGUUUGGUGAAAUUCCUUAUAGUUUAGGCAGUUGCAUUAGCUUGCAACAACUAGUCAUAAAUGGUAAUUUCUUUCAAGGGAGUAUUCCAUCAUCCAUGAGUUCUUUGAGAGGCAUUGAAUGUCUUGAUCUUUCAUCCAAUAACUUGUCUGGCCAAAUACCCAAAUUUUUAGUGAGCUUUCCCUUUUUGAUGAACUUGAAUUUAUCUAACAACGACUUUGAGGGUGAAGUACCAACUGGAGGAAUCUUCAACAAUGCAAGUGCUAUUUCACUUUCGGGAAAUGAUAAGCUUUGUGGUGGCAUAACCGAGUUACAUUUAUCCAAGUGUCCCAUCAAAGGAUCAAAGCAAACUCGGUCUAUUUCAAAAACAGUGAUAUUUCCCAUCAUUGUCGGAAUUUUGUUGCUGACUAUAAUGUUAUGUUUGAUAAUUAUUCGCUGGUGGAGAAGAAUGAAAAGGGAUUCCUCUUCUGCAUCACCAUUGUUGGCUUCACUUCUGCAAGUGUCCUAUGAGAAUCUGUUGAAAGCAACUGCUGGGUUCUCUUCAGAAAAUUUGAUCGGUUCGGGGAGUUUUGGUUAUGUGUAUAAGGGAAUCCUAGACCAUAACGAAAUGGUAGUGGCAGUGAAGGUUCUUAAACUUCAACAUCGAGGACUUCCAGAUUUCUUGGCUGAAUGUGAAGCCUUGAGAAGUGUCAGUGCAAGUGUUGAUUUCCAAGGAAAUGAUUUCAAGGCUUUGAUCUACGAGUUUAUGGUUAAUGGGAGCUUGGAGGAGUGGUUGCAUCCGGCAACAAACGGAGCCCUAAACUUUCUACAAAGACUUGAUAUUGCUAUCAAUGUUGCUUGUGCAGUGGUUAUCUUCAUACGAUGCCAAACACCAAUGGUUCAUUGCGAUCUCAAGCCAAGCAAUGUUCUUCUUGACGAUGAGUUGACGGCUGUAGGUGACUUUGGAUUGGCAAGAUUCCUUCCAGAGGGCACCCAGUCUUCAAGUAAUCAAACAAGCUCCAUUGGUGUAAGAGGAACUGUUGGUAUGCUGCUCCAGAGUACGGCAUGGGAAGUGAGGUUUCAACUCAAGGUGAUGUGUACAGUUAUGGAUACUCUUAUUGGAGAUGUUUACAGGGAAGAGGCCGACCGAUGA